Molecule: messenger RNA, 417 nt
Organism: Rotaria sp. Silwood2
Lineage: Eukaryota; Metazoa; Rotifera; Eurotatoria; Philodinida; Philodinidae
Source: the annotation of a GenBank genome assembly
AUGUUUGAUGAGAACGAAAAAGUAGAUGUUUUAGUAGAAAAUGAGCUACCACCAAAAGCACAACAAACAUCAGUUGAAAAUGAACUGAAACAAACUAAUAAACAAGCGAAAAGAAAAGGAGUAUUCAGAUUCGGACAGUUAAGUGAAUUUAAACUUCUAAAAGAAUAUAAACCAAAUAAAAGUCAAGUAAUGUGCAUGGUAUGCAACAUCCAAUUUAAUGUUCAUUAUGGUGGAAAAAACGAUGUUGUUCAAGAGUCAAAGACUAAACAACAUUCUAAAAAUAUGUUAACAUUCAGUAUUGAUCGUCAACGGAUUACCACAACAAUUAAAUCAACCUGUGAAAAAGAUGAGACAGCUGCUGCUGAGGCUACUAUAGUAUAUCACACUGUUUGGCAUGAAAUUUCAUAUUUAGCUUAA